Strongylocentrotus purpuratus (purple sea urchin) is the source of this 6633-nucleotide messenger RNA. Its product is annotated as nuclear receptor coactivator 7. Gene Ontology annotation, cellular component: nucleus. Gene Ontology annotation, biological process: response to oxidative stress. NCBI's taxonomy places the organism in Eukaryota, Metazoa, Echinodermata, Echinoidea, Camarodonta, Strongylocentrotidae. The transcript has 14 exons. The record is from RefSeq and is a predicted model, not a curated record. The coding region runs from base 164 to 3226 and encodes 1020 amino acids.
AUAUAUAUCAAGCGUACACAAUCUAAACAUUGAAGCCUAGAUGAGAUUGUUACAGCGAGCAGAAACAUGAGAUUUUCAGGAAUUACAUUGAGUUAAAUGCUCAGCUCAGGAAUAUUCAGGCAUAUCUUGACUAGACACAUAUGUGGACAGCAAAUUCAGACUCAUGACUGAGACGGUACUAGAGGGAGAGGAAACCCUCUCCAGCCGUCUUAAGGACAGCUAUCCAUACCGAGGGGAUGGAACAGGACGAUCAGAGCCAGUUACUAUCCGAGGCAUCAAGAUACGCUCGGACAGUGAUGUUUCAGAUACUGAGUCAAGCAGCUCUAAAGAUGGGAACAGCAAGAGAAAGAGCUUCUUCACUCAGCCCCAGGGCACCCUUGAAUACAAGGUGAUGGAUCGAGACACUCUGGACAGUAUUGCCCUUUCAUUCGAUACCUCACCUUCUCUCCUCAUGAGACUCAAUCAUCGUACAAGUAGAAUGAUCUUCCCUGGUCAGGUUUUGUAUGUACCUGACCCUGAUGCGGAAGUACCGUUCAGCCCGGUGUUAAGUUCACCCACAUCUCCUACUGCCAUGGAUGCACCUGAACUACCUAAGACAGUGGACGUGCCAACUGUUGCCAUGAAGCCCAGGGAUGUUCCCACGGUCAGCCAGGCCCCGCCCCCUAAGAAAGGUCGCACAGGGACCGGGAGGUCUUUCUCCCUGCGUAGGUCAUUCACCAGAGACCACAGUGAUCAGAAAUCUAAGAGCCGUCCCCCUCUGCAGAAGGCACAGAGCUUGCCACAGCCGGGCCAUGCUGUCAGGCAGAAGUCCGUAGAGUGGGACUCAGAAGACAGUAGGCAGUAUCUCAAGCUAGACGUCAAGUACAUCACAGAUGGCGAGGGUGUUGUGAGCGGAACUAUGCUGGUCACACCAAACGCCAUUAUGUUUGACCCCAACGUGAGUGACCCUCUUGUCAAGGACCGAGGGGCUGGACCCUACGGAGUGAUGACCAACAUGGACAUGGUCCUAGGAGCAUCCAUGUACCACGAUAUCAGCGCUAUGAACGUCACGACAGAAUCUGGUUCUGCUGAUAAGGAGAGACCAUGCUGUCCAGUCUACGUGCCAGAAGGAGCAAACAACUCAUCCCAGGAGGGAAAGAAUUGUGUCAUCCUGGCUCAGGACAUCAGGAAGAGAUUGACUGGAUGCAGCAACUUCUCUCCAGAGAAAAGCAGUGAUGAUCAUUCCAAAGACACAUCUCAAGAAGCUCCUGAAGCUGAACCAUCAGCGGACAAGAGCGAAAGAACUGAGGGUGGUGAUGAGGGUGACGGUGCUGCACCAGACAAUGUGACAAAAUUAAAAACAAGCAACUCGGAGAACACGCAAGAACCAAAGGAGAGUGAGAGUGUUAAUGAUGAUGAUGCACAGGAUGAAGGAUUUGUUGGUGAUUCUCAAUGCGAGUCGCAGAGAGAACAGAGUGACGGUGAAGAGAGGGUAUGUCCAACGUCCAUGGGAUAUGAAAGAUUGCAGUCACCGACGGAAAAUGAUCAAGGAACGAAGAGGUUCUCUGACCAUAACGGUGAAGAUGAACAGUUCUCUAAAGCAGCAAAGAGAACAGACAAUGGCAGCGAGGAAGAGAGUGGAGACACUGUGGAAGAUAGCGAAGGAAAGGAGGGUGCUGAGGGAGCGGGGAUGUCAAGAAUGGAGUCGCAGGACUCUGAUAAGUUCUUGGAACCGGUGGACAAAGAAAUGGACGAGCGGUUGCAGGAGAUUGAAAUGCUCCUGAACAGCAGUGAUGAUAAGAUAGAGGACACAUGCAAGGGAGAGGAACCUGGGGCCUCUCCUUCAGAGACACCUGAUAGAGCAAAUGACUCUAAAUCUGAAGCGGAGGCCAGUGAAAAAGGUCCAGACACUGAGCAUAGAACAAGUGUAGAUGAUGAGUGUCCUGGAAAAUGCAAAGACCCUGACAACUCACAGGAUGCCACAGAGCAAGCCGAAGCCGAACCCAAGCAGAAUUUUGUUGACUUUUCAUCAGGGCUUUUCGAGACCGAUUGUAGGAAAUGUUCCUUGGUGCCAGAUGUCAAGGAAUGUAUCCACGUCAACGACGCAGAGACUCUCCAGGAGAUCAAGGAGGAAGGCGAGCUGAUGCGUCAGGUGUCUGAUGAAAGGUCACCUGAUGGGGGUGACCAGGAUGCAGUACAGGUCAAUGGAGAGUCCAAUAACAACACCCCUGGUGCAGAGGAUGCUCCGGAUGGAGGUAUUGGAGAGAAGCCAGCAGCAGGUAUCGCAGUCAACAAACCACCAACCAGACAGCUCGAAUACAACAGAACCAAUUUCAGAGAAUUUUUGCCGAAGCGAGCCAAGUCGUACGAAGACCCACCACUCUACCUCUGUCUGCGGACUAAGAAACCGAUGCAGAAGACCUUCUCAGCUAGGCAAGAACAUAGGUUUAGGAAGAACAAGGUGCCAGAAUACUGGUUCGCUAUUCCACGAGUCAAGGCAGACAACCUGUAUGCCUUCUUCCUUCAGUGGUCUCCGGACGUCUAUGGCAAGGAGGUCUCUCCGAGUGAGCUUGGUUUUGUUGUGGUCGAGGACUCUAACGAGGAUGAGGAACUGGAACUGAUCGAGGACUUCUUCAAGGAACCCAUCCAUAAAGACUGGGAGAUUAUUAGCCGUGAAGAGGCGAGCAAACGUCGUAUGACCAUCUUGGAGUGCGAGAUGAACCUGCCGUUACCUGAGCUGGUUGGGGAGAGCAAUCUACUUAGCAAUGAUCAUGUUAGAAAGCUUUCCAAGAACCUUCCUCCCAGGACUGAGGGUUACAGCUGGGUGCUUGUCUUCAGUACAGCAAUCCAUGGUUACAGUCUACACAGUCUCUACCGUAACAUGGCCACCUGGGAGAGCCCUAUACUCCUUAUACUCAGGGACUCUGAGGGACACGUGUUUGGUGCUUUGACCUCAUGUGCUCUGAAGGUCAGUGAUCAUUACUACGGCACCGGUGAGAGCUUCCUCUACAAGUUCAAAGACGAGGAGCUGGAGAUGUUCAGGUGGACUGGUGAAAACAACUUCUUCAUGAAGGGGGACCUAGACUGUGUGUGUAUUGGUGGAGGAGAGGGUGACUUUGGAUUAUGGUUGGAUGGUGACCUCUACCAUGGUCGCAGUCACCCGACCAAGACGUUUGGAAAUGAGACGCUCUCAUCCAAAGAAGACUUCAUCAUUGCCGACAUGGAAGCGUUUGGCUUCUACAUGUAAUCAGCCACUGCCAUGCACUCUAAGCUUAGCACUGCAACAGACUGGUGCCAAUUUCUUUGGGUGUUCACCCUGCAUGGGGCAGGUUGACUCUCCUCUAAGAUUGGGGAACAUUUUUGAUAGCACUGCAACAGACUGGUGCCAAUUUCUUUGGGUGUUCACCCUGCAUGGGGCAGGUUGACUCUCCUCUAAGAUUGGGGAACAUUUUUCCUUUGCAGUGGUGGUCUGACUCGAUUAAGAGAGUGCCCUCGUGUGGGGCAUUUUGCAGUUCACUUGCCAGACUUUAAGCCGUGUGACAUCUUCUUGAGACGUGUACCUGACUUUUUUGUUUUCAAUAUGAACACGGAAAAUCUGUCAUACAGCAAAGGAGUAUUAUAUUAACAUAAAAUUGAAAUGUGUAAGCCAGACAGCUACAUCUAUUGCAAAGUCGGAUAUCAGCAUUCAUCCUGUCUACGUUAUCGAUGGGAGAUCUGCGACAGAAAACUGUAUAUACCAAACAUUCCUAGAUUAUUGGAAACUUGUAAAAAGGACCUAAAACCUUCCCAUAAACAUCAUUAAUGAGUUGUGAUGAAAAGCCCCUUGUACAGAAAGCAGUAAGUCCAUCUCGUCAGUUUCUCCCUAUUUGUAAAGGUUGUGAGUGUAGAAGUACCCCAUGAUGAUGAGCUUUAAGUGACUGUAUGAUAGCAGUUUCAUGAGAGAUGGAAACACAUUUAUUCUUGUGCUGAGAGCCAGAAGGGCAAUCACUCACCCAUAUGAACACAGAGUGAUUGCCAUUUUGGCAUCCGACAGAUAAUUUAAGAUGUUAAAGUUUUAGGGCGUCACCGAAUGGGACCAACUAAAUAAAGAACCUACAAUAGAUGAAUCGAUCCCAGUUCAAACUUCUAGUCUUAUGUCUAGAUCAUCAGGGCAAAUUUAGAUUUAUAGUAACAAAUUUGCAUCAAUUGUUGUAACUCAGGAAAAAAUUAUAUUGCUAGUCUCAUGGGAAUUCAUUAUGAAAGCUUGACUCAUAUCUCAAUGAGCACAAGGUAGAAUGCUAUUUAAAGCAGCGUUCCUAGGCCCUUGAACAUAAAGUGUAGUGCUGUGGAUUUGAGAACUGUUGUUUUGUUGAAAAUUUGCACAAUUGAACAUCAAGGUUUGAAAGUACACUUAAUUAUUAGCAGUAAAUGCAAGCCAACAUAAUAUGCUAGCUGGCUAUUUAGUACUCCAGGCUUUCUAAUUUAGAAUGUUGUUGAUUAAAGCUAUUUUCAUUUAUUAAUAUAAAAUAAAUAUUAUGCCAGUGUUGGUGAGAGACAUGUAGCGGAGACACAAAUCACAAAUAUUACCACCAGUUUGAUAAGAAGAACAGUUUUGUACCCAAACUCUCAGUUUUUACAGAAUGGUAGCUUGACAUUUGUUGAUGUAGAAAAACAAAAUAGAAUGGUUCUGUUUGUAGAUUUGCUAUCAUCGUUAACUUUUUUUGGCAAGUACCUGAUAUGAAUUGAAGUGUAUUAAUUAAUGUAAAUGAUAAUCAAACUCCAGUCUGUAAUUGAUUGUGAUUCUCAUAGAUUUACUGAUACAGUUAAGUGGAUAUGUUCAUUUUGGUGAUGAUAAUCCAGGUCCUUAUAUGAAGUGUUAUUAGUAUUUACAUGUUUAGUAUUGUUAAGUUAUUUGUAUUUUUUGUCAUGCUUAAAGACCAUAGGGUGUCAUUUAUCUUAGCCAUAUGAUUUAUAUAUAAUGUGCAAUUUUAUUUUCUUGUGCUGAUUUACCCUUUGAUUAUAAAUAUAUUGUCCAGGCUUUAAGCUAUGAAUAAUUAAUUUCUACAGAGAAAAAAAAAAGUCUUCUCUGUAUAUAGAAUUUUAAGUUCAAUUUUAUUUUUCUUUCUUCCAACAUGAAUGUAAUACAAUUUAACAAAUUUAUAACAUGUAGAGUAUAUAAAAGGAACACUUAUAAGGAUCAAGUUCAUAUAAAGCAUUUAUCAUCUUAGAUUAAUAUUUAUUGCAAAAACUUACUCUGAACAGAUGAUAAGAGGUGAUAUUGUUUAUUUAGCGCCAGAAGGGCGUUAACUCUAUGUUAAAUUAGUGAUGUGAAGACCCUUCUUCAUCUGAACGGAUAAUAUAAGCCGCCUAAAGCCAAAAGGUCAUUAACCUAGUAUAUUCUUGGGCAUACACUUAAUGUCUCUCUAGCCCUCAACAGAUGAUAUUCAUGUAGUCUAUGAUAUCCAAGCUUUACAUUAUUCCGAGGUAGUAUUAUCUCUCUGCAAAAAAUAUUUGAAACUUUAAUAUGCACUAUAGUAAUAAACCAAUCAUAAUGUCAUAUCAUCAAUUUAUUUUUAUUAAGAUAUAUUGAGCAAUUUGUUAUCAAUUUCAAACGGAAUAUUGGACAAUUUUAGCUGAUCAUACUUCCUUCCCUCAUAUAUAUAUAAUGUUGAUAAUGUUUACUCCAUAUUCAGAUAUGAUAUAAAGGCACUUUAUGUGAUAUUUGAUUAUAUUACUGGUACAAAUUUGCAAUUGCAGCACAGAGAAUCAGUAAGCUAUAUCAUCUUUUCCCUGCAAUCCAGUAUGCAGGUCAUCCCGUGUGCAAGGUUUCUAGUUCAUAUCUCUUGAUAUUCAUCUCAGCAUAUUAUUAGCAGCUCAAUGUUUAAUACUUGAUUCAGUAGAAAUGUUAUUUUGUGAUGCACUGUGUAAUGAUUUGUUCUUCAUGAACUCCAUUUUUCUGCAUUGAUUUGCUCUUUUAAAGCUACAUUCAUGUGUUAUAGACUAAUUUGCUCUGUAGUAAAAGCUAGCAAUGACUCAAUCGUAGAGAAGCAUUGUGUUAUAUUUCCUUGUCAUUAAACGUAUAAACCUUUUGCAAAUUUACAUAUACCCUGAAAAUUCAGAAAGAUAGUGAAUAUUGCCAUCAAUUUACUAUCAUUGUGUACUCCAAAUAUAGCAAGGAAUGUAACCAUUUUGUAUCACAGUAUUUUUACAUUAAGUAUGAGAUAUCUUUUGUGAUUGAGCCAGAGCAUAUGGAUUUUCCAUACUUCCCCAUUUGUCCCCUCGCCCUCCCUUCCCUCCCCCAUGUCAUGAUGUACAUUUGAAUUGUAAAUGGCUGAUGGGUUGAGUAGCAGAUUCCCUGUCCUAAUAGUUCUAAAUGUCUUUGAGAGAUUGCACAUUGUAAAUGGUUGUACCAAUCUCACCUAUAAGAAGAAAUGUGAUUUUGUAUUUUGAUGUUUGAGAUUUUCCAAAGCCAAAACUACUUAGCGAGUUAUAGAGAGUACAGUGUCGGCUCCCUAUCGUAGAGUAAGCAGAGUUGUGUAUUAAAAAGAGAAUUUGUAUUGAGUCGUUUAUUAGAUCCUUACUAUAUUUGACGGAAGUCACUGGCCUGUUACCAGUGCAUUGUAUUGUUAUGAAUGUUAUAUAGUGUAAUAAAUGACAAACUCAAUUUAUGUGCGA